AAGCACUGAAUCCUCAAAAUCAUGAUAACAUCUCAAACUUCUCCACAAAUUCCUCCCAAAUAUUUACAAGAGGAUGACCUAAGUGAAGAGUGUAAGAAAUUGCUCUUCAUCCUACCAAAAGAAAAGGGAUGGAUUGGAUCCUGUAUCUACAAUUACCAAGGUUUUUGGACAUCACCAAGAUUAAUCCAAGGUGUGAUUGCAUGUCAGCAACAAUUUCAAGCUCAAGAUAGUGAUAUCAUCCUUGUUACAACUCCUAAAUCAGGAACCACUUGGUUAAAAGCACUUUUAUUUGCUCUAAUAAAUCGAUUGUUACACCCUAUUUUUGAACAAAAUCACCCUUUACUAGUCAAGAACCCUCAUGAUCUUGUUCCAUUCUUGGAACUUAAACUCUAUGUUGAUGGCCAAGUCCCUAAUUUUUCAUCCUUCACUUCACCUAGACUUUUCUCAACUCAUUUGCCUUAUGCUUCAUUACCAAAAUCUGUCCAAGAUUCAAGAACCAAACUUGUUUACUUAUGUAGGAAUCCUAGGGACACUUUUAUUUCUAUGUGGCAUUUCUCAAACAGUUUAAGACUUCAUCACCUAGAUACCAAUUCCAUUGAAGAAAUGUUUGAUCUUUUUUGUAAGGGAGUGAGCCUUUAUGGUCCGUUUUGGAAUCAUAUAUUGGAUUAUUGGAAAGAAAGUAUAGAAAAGCCUGACAAAGUACUUUUCUUGAUGUAUGAAGAAAUUAAAGAGCAACCAAAAAUUCAGCUUAAACGCUUAGCUGAAUUCUUGGAAUGCCCAUUUUCAAUAGAGGAAGAAAAUUGUGGAGUGGUGGAUGAAAUAUUAAGACUCUGUAGCUUUGAGAAUUUAAGCAAUUUGGAGGUGAAUACAAAUGGGAAAUUGUCAACCGGAGAGGAAAAUAAAAUGUUCUUUCGUAGAGGGGAAGUUGGAGAUUGGAAGAAUUAUUUCUCUACAAAGAUGAGUGAGAAACUCAAUCAUAUUAUUGAGCAAAAAUUCCAAGGGUCUGGAUUAAGAUUUUUGUACACUUGAUUUAGCAUUAGUAUGCUUUUAUGCCAGUUGAAUACAAUUAUUUGUUCUGAAAAUCAAUGUUGGAGUAGUUG
This is a messenger RNA of Lycium ferocissimum, 1100 nucleotides long. RefSeq names its product cytosolic sulfotransferase 12-like. Gene Ontology annotation, molecular function: sulfotransferase activity. Gene Ontology annotation, biological process: sulfation. The record is from RefSeq and is a predicted model, not a curated record. NCBI's taxonomy places the organism in Eukaryota, Viridiplantae, Streptophyta, Magnoliopsida, Solanales, Solanaceae. Gene Ontology annotation, cellular component: cytoplasm.